Molecule: messenger RNA, 993 nt
Organism: Penicillium malachiteum
Lineage: Eukaryota; Fungi; Ascomycota; Eurotiomycetes; Eurotiales; Aspergillaceae
Product: MFS general substrate transporter
Exons: 7
Cellular component (GO): membrane
Molecular function (GO): transmembrane transporter activity
Source: RefSeq, a predicted model, not a curated record
GAAUCGGAUUUUCUAUCUUCAAUGACGGACAAGGAUAGAAAGCUGGACUUACAGAACAAUGUGGAGGCUGUCGAGUCUCAGAAACCCACUCUGGAGCACAUUGAUAAUGACCCUGUAUACUCCUAUAAGGACCAGCGAAAGAUCAUUCAUCGAGUUGAUAUCCGAUUGAUCUUAAUGUUGGGGUUUAUGCACUGCGUCUGCCUUAUCGAUCGAGGAAAUCCGGGCUCUGCUGCAGUGGCAGGUAUGGAAAAGGAGCUUCACUUGAUCGGAAACAGAUAUAACAAAAUCGCUGUCUCUUUCUUCCCGCCAUAUAUUUGCCUUCAGAUAUUUGGUCCCAUUCUGGUUCGUAAGAUCGGUCCUGUGAAGUAUCUGUCCGGAGUUUGUUUUGUCUGGGGUGCUGUGAUGUUAUCUGGUGGCUUCGUCAAGGAGUGGCCCCACGUGAGUCUACCUUAUCUCGACUUGGUACACUCGAAUGGCCUCCAAGGCCUCUCAGCAUGGCGCUGGAUCCUCAUCAUUCAAGGUCUUAUCACCUGUGCCAUCGCCACGGUCGGCUGGUUCAUUCUCGUCGACUUCCCCGAUCGGAUAAAAUCAAACAAGCGCAACUUCCUGUCGAAUGACGAGUUUAGUACUCAUUUCUUUUCAGGGGUUGCGCCUCGCAUGGUUGGAGCCUUUCUUACCACUAUGGGAUGUAAUGCUAAUAUCCCAGCAGCCAUGGCAUACCAGGAAAAUAACAUUCGAGGCCAAUGGAAGCGUGCAUUUGCUAGUGCAGUAUUGGUGGGUCUUGGAGCUUCAGGGGGGUUGACAGGCUCACUUAUUUUUAGAACCCAAGACGCACCAGGGUACCAUCCAGGCAUUCUGACCUGUGUUGGGCUAUCAGUCCUGAUUAUUAUCCUGGUUAUGCUGCUUUCCAUCCGGUUCUAUAUCUUGAACAAGAAAGUGGAUCGAGGAGAACUAGUGAUCGGGAACUUGCCUGGGUUCAAGUACACAUACUAG